Molecule: messenger RNA, 4938 nt
Organism: Diabrotica virgifera virgifera (western corn rootworm)
Lineage: Eukaryota; Metazoa; Arthropoda; Insecta; Coleoptera; Chrysomelidae
Exons: 8
Coding region: 198-3647 (1149 amino acids)
Biological process (GO): regulation of DNA-templated transcription
Molecular function (GO): DNA-binding transcription factor activity, RNA polymerase II-specific; RNA polymerase II cis-regulatory region sequence-specific DNA binding
Source: RefSeq, a predicted model, not a curated record
AAUAAAAACGUACUUUUUGCAUAGUAUUUCUCGUAAUUUUAUAACUUUUUUUGGAUAUAUAAACAAGUUAUUCUUAUAAUAAUAGAAUUCGUAAUAAUUGUAUUAUUCUGAUAAAUUGUAUUAUUAAAAUCAAAGCCAAUUACUUUUAGAGUUUUACAGGUUGUCUCAUGAAAAACUUUAUGAUAUAACCAGUUAUAAUGGCAAACUGCUUUACCUUUGCGAAGAGAAAAUCUAUUGUUGUAGAAGACAGUACUUGGACAAAUCAAGUUGUAACACAAAGUCCCUUGAGUUUUUCAAAUACUGAAGACAGCCUAAACGAGUCCUAUGCAACUGCAGCAGAUGAAAAUGAAACUCAAUACUUAUCUGUCCUAGAAUCGACAACUGGUGAUCACACAUUAGAAGAUAUUCAUGACAUUACACUAGGCAGUCAAAAAUUACUUAUUCAAGACACUAUUGGACUUAAUGUUGAAACAAUAUCUCAAGAUAAUUUUAACGUAGCUGAAUCUGAAGAACAACAAGUUGUAAUAUUUAAUGUGGAAGGAUCUAAUGAACUUUAUGGUAUUCAAGUAGCUCAAGAUAAUGAUGGGAAUGUUCAUAGAUAUCAAUUUCAAUUAAGGAAAACUGGAGAUGGACAGCUAGAACCUAUGCCGGAAACUGUUCAAUUAUUAGCUAAUGAAGAAGAUCAACAAGUGACAGAAGAACAGCAGGAUGCUUCUGAACUAAAUGCUGAUCAGAUAAAUGAAGAAGAGUUUGAAGAGCCUGUUUAUUUACAGGCAAAAUUAGAACAAACUGAUGGAAGUACACAAUCUCAUUUAUUUAUUUCUAAACAAACUAAAAAAACAAAUGUGAAGAAAGAAGUCACAAAUUUGUACAGGGAAGACUUGGAAGAAAACUAUGAAGAAGCUGAUAUAAAUCUCAAAUCAGAGAUAAAUUUGGCAACAUUAAAAGAAGAAUUUAUCCAGCAACAAAAUGAGGAAUGCCAGGAUACAGAAGAGGCCCUCUCUGUAAAUUUUGAUGAGGAUUUUACAUCCGAAGCUACUUCGUAUGAUGCAGCAGAAAUCAAUCAUAGUGACCAAGAGGCAGUUAUAGAUUUCGACAAUCAAAUUAUAGAAGAACAAUAUGAAGAUGGUGCAAAACCUCAAAACAAUCGACUUCAUUUUGAACAAUUGUUCAUUCAUGAUCAACCAGAUGAGAUACGUCAAUAUCAUGAAGAGUUUCAACCGGAAAAUGAAGAAAGUUCUAAUAUACUUAUAAUCGAGAAAGAUGCAGAAAACAAUGAAUCUGAACAUGAAGAUUAUGAAUUUGUCAGUCAGCUUCCAGUUUCAGCUGAAGAUAUUAAUGAAGAAGAAAGUGUUGACGAGGAAGCAGGGGUAUGGUACUCCGAGCCUGAAAUCCCUGUAGAAUCUGUUAAGCUUACUGAAAAUUCAUUGCUAAAGACAACAAAUAUCCUUAAACAGCCCACAAAUACCGUCAAAAGAGUUGAUCCCAAGAAGAAAGCAAUUUUGUACUAUAUGGUCCCUAAGACUGAUCAAAAAGAAAACGUUAACUCAAUUCCUUACACAAACACAAACAGUAAUCCUCGCAGUCUCUUGAAAAAUAGCUUGGAUCUAACUAAAAUCAAUGAGGAUAAUAUCAAAAAACUACAGAGAGAAAAACUAAUGGAACGGAGAUAUGCCAGGAGCAAAGAGGCCAUGCAAGCGAAGAUGUUUAAUAAUUUCAUAAACAAAACGACCAUUCCUCACGCCCCAGUGAGACAAGGUAGAUUACCUAGAAAGCAGCAGAUUAAACCGGUGGAUACUAGAAGAAACGAAGAAAUCAUUGUACAAGAGGUGAUGGUUUCGUCAAAAGGAUUUGUCGAAAGUGUGAGCGAUAGACUAAAAAAUUUAGAGGUGACCAGCAUAGUGGAGUUAAGCGACUCCGACGACGACAAGGAUCUUACAAAUGGAACCAAAAAGAAAAAGAAACACAAGAAGACAAAUUCAAGCAGUACAGCGAUAACCUCCGAUUCGGAAGGCAGUGUGAUAGAAAUUAUACAUACUGAUGAUGAAACUGACGAUACUAGUUUUAUUGUGAAUACUGUAAAGAAAGGACCAGGGAGGCCGAAGAAGAAUACCGAGGACAUUUCAAAACGUUCCCACGAACUUGAAACUAAUAAAGAAAAUGGUAGUGGUAGUAGUACCGAGAGUACCCCUAGUAAAAAAAGCCGGACUGACGACUCCAGUGAAGUCGAAAGUGAUACAAACAAACAAGAUACUCCGGAAAUAAGUUGCCCGCUGUGCUCCAAAUCUUUCCCAAACCAAAAUAGCCUUAGUACUCACUUACAGCAUCACAAUUUAGAAAAUACAUUGCGGAGUAAUACAAAACGUAAUUUAGAAUAUCGACACAACUGCGAUAAGUGUCAACAAAGCUUCAAAAACUCGAUACUGUUGAAGAAGCACGUUUGCAAUAUUAGCAAGGAACUCAAAAACACGCACAAGUGUGGAGUAUGUUCUAAAACUUUCAAGGACAUAACUCUUUUCAACAUCCACAAAAAAUCUCAUAUCAAAGAAAACUUAAUAAAAACUACUACAUCUGUUACCAUAUCACCAAAGAAGUUCACAUCUAGGCCAUCAACAGCUUUAAAAGCUCCGGUUAGCUUUAAUUGCAAAGUUUGCUCAAAAGUUUGUUCUUCCCAAAUUAUACUUACAAUCCACGAAAAAUCGCACAAAAAGUUCGUGUGUGCGAAUUGUAAUACGAGCUUUACCUCGAAAAUCUUGUUGGACUCCCAUGUUCGCGUAAAGUGCGUCAAGAACUCUUCACCGAAGGAUAGAAGAUUGUCGUUUAAAAUCAGGAAGUCUUUUAUUAGUUCUCCACGGUUGAGUUCGAUCAGAGGAAAGAGUUUGAAUACAUUCAAGCCUCCUGGUGCUACUAGCACUAAAAAUAUCAAUAUUCCUGCUAGUAGUGCUAGAAAGAGCAUAAUUCCUAGCAGUAGUGCAACUAGAAGCGUUAAUCCGAGCAACGUCGUUAGAAAAAGCACGAUUCCUAGCAGUAGUGCAAGAAAAAGCAUUGUUCCUAUCAGUAGUGCUAGGAAAAGCAUUGUUCCUAGCAGUAGUGCGAGGAAAAGCAUGUUUCCUAGUAGUAGUGCAAGAAAAAGUGUUAUUCCGACUGAUAGUGCCCGAAAAAGUUUUGCUCCAAGAUCUACAAGUGCGAGUUCGAGUGUAGGGAUACCAGGCCAUACCAGCAUCAGAACGAAACAAAUUUUAAAUCCACUAUUUAAAGAUAGCGGCAAUACAACAAAAAACGCUAAUUCGGACUUGAAUACUAGCAAUUUUGUAAAGAAUUUGGAAGUUGAAAUUCAGUGCGAUACUUGUACCAUGAAAUUUACAAAUUGGACAUCGUUGUUUAAGCACAAAGUUAAGAACCAUGGGCUCUACACUCCUGACCAAAAAGUCUUGAAACCAAAACGGAAGACGAUAUACAAACCGCUUACUUUGCACGGAGGAAUUCCCGCUAACGAGAAACUAAACAAAGCUUUCCAGGCAUUUAGGCGAAAUUUGGCGAUGAUCAAUACAACCGAAGAAUUAAAACUAGGAGAUAAAUCUGAACAAAAAGAAGAUAAUGUACUGCCGCAAAUAGUCGUAUCUGAGCCUAGUCACACUAAACAAUAAUUUUAAACUAUUGAAUCUAUUCAUUUCAAUUUUUUAUAUUUAUUUUUAUUGUUGGAUGGAAAUAGUUAGUUUAUACAGGGUGUAACAAAAAGGUGGGUUAUAAAUUAAAUCACAUUCUGGGACCAAAAAUAGUUUGAAUGAACUUAACUUACCUUAGUACAAAUGUGCACAUAAAAGUAGUUGCAGCCCUUUGAAGUUACAAAUCGAAAAUCGAAUUUUUUCAAUAUAUCGAAAACUGUCAAAUAUUUUAUAUAAAAAUAGACAUGUGGCUUUCUUAUCGCAGGAACAUCUUAAAAAAAAUAACAGUGAAAUUUGUACACCCCAUAAAAAUUUUAAGGGGGAUUCAUUCCCUUAUAUCCCCCCAAAUGUUUGUGUAUGUUCUAAUUAAAUUGUUAUUAUGGUACCAUUAGUUAAACAGACAGUUUUUAAAACUUUUUUGCCUCUUAGUACUUUUUCGAUAAGUCAGUUUUUAUCGAGAUAUUUUGAACAUUUGUAAAUUUCACCACAUAUUUGUAAAUGGUUAAGUAAGAUUAUAGAGACCUGGUAUUAAUAUUAUAAAAAUAAUAUUCUAUAAUAUUAGUUAACCAUUUACAAAAUUUUAUUAUUUAACAAAUGUUCAAAAUAUCUCAAUAAAAACUGGCUUAUCAAAAGUGUACUAAGAGGAAAAAAAGUGUUGAAAACAUUGUGUUUAACUAAUGGUACCGCAAUAAAAUUUAAGUGAAACGUACACAAACAUUUGGGGGGAUUUAAGGGAACAAAACCCCCUAAAACUUUUAUGGGGUACACAAAUUUAACUGUUAUUUUCUUUAAGAUGUUCCUGCCAUAAGAAAGCUACAUGUCCAUUUUCAAUAUAAAAAAUAUAUUUAAAAAAAUCGAUUUUCAUUUUGUAACUUUAAAUACUGUAACUUUUUUAUGUGCAUAUUUGUAUUAAGGCAAGUCAGGUUCAAUCGAACUAUUUUUGGCCCCAGAAUAUGUGAUUUAAUUUACGACCUACCUUUUUGUUGCACCCUGUAUAUUUUGUAGUAAAAAUGGUGUGUACGCGAUUGCACAACUGGUAAAUUUAUUUCAACUGUUAGUGCGAAUAAGUAGCUCUUUCAAUCUAAGAAAUAGGAUGAAUUACAAUAAUAAUAUAAGCAGGGAACAAAAUUUUAUAUAUACAUAUAUAUGGAGCGUACUAUCAUAUGAAAAUUUACUUUUAUAUCCUGUUCAAUUUGUUGUAAUUAGCCUGUUGGUUUCUCGAUUGAAUUUUUUAAUUUAUAUUGGUCUUCUAUUGAAUAAAACUAUAAUUUCA